CUUAGCGAGUUUCGAAACCCUUACAUGAAGGCUCUUUGUUGAAGCAAACCCCCCUGGAUUCGAUGUUGAGAUCGAUGGCCGAACAUUAGUCUUGCCUCUGAAAUCGCCCCUCAAAAAAAGCAAAAUCGAUCAUGUAACACAAACUAUGGACGCCAUCGUAGCUGCUGCGUUGAACGAAAUAUCUGCCCGGGGAGAGCAGGGGUGUUUGUUGCAGCAUCUAUGGAGUGGCCUUCAGAUAGCCGCAGCUUCUGCAGGUUUACAUUUAUGCGAUGGAGUGAAGCAGAUGAUAUGGCAGGCUCUUCUGAAGGUCCCAGGGCUUAGCUUUGGAGCUCCGGGAUCGUCAAUGGACCGUAUAUUUCCUAAUUCGCACCCGUCCAUACAGUCCGUGGAGAGCGCAGAGCGGCUUGGCCUUAACAUUGUGGCGCCUGAGCAUUUGAGAGAUAGCUGCGUUGGCCUCUACGAUUUGAAGUUCUCGGACGCUGGUCUUUCUGCCGAUCAGAGAUUCGCUCUGGAGCGAUUGGCCACAGCUAGAACACAGGGAGUUACACAGAAUCAGCUGGCUAAAGAAUUUGGAAUAAAAGGGAAUAAAUUGUUUUAUAUUGUAAGGAGCCUUGAGUCUCGAGGUUUGCUGGUAAGACAGUCAACUCUGGUACGUACAAAAGGAGGUGGUUCUGAAGCUGAAAAUGGGUUCAAAGGCAACUCUAUUGUUAAUACCAACUUAAUUCAUUUAUCUCGUUAUGCAAAACAUCUAAAUUUAAGCUCUCAACAACGGUUUGAGAUCAGAAAAUCCAGUGCUUCAGAAUUUAUUGAAGAUAGAAAUAUGCCUUCUGGAAUGGAAGGCAUUGGACAAGGGGGUAGAGAAGACCUCCUUAUUAAGGAUGAUCUUCCAGCAAUGAAAUCUGUAUGUGACAAACUAGAGGAAUCAGAUGGCAAGGUUCUUGUGGUUUCAGAUUUGAAAGUGAGUCUUGGAUAUCGCAUGACCGUAGGGCAUCGAGCAUGGCGCAGAAUAUCAAAAAGGUUGAUUGCAGCUGGACUUGUUGAACUUUUCCAGGCUCGUAUUGAUAAAAAGGUGGUGCAAUGCAUUCGUCUCUUGAAGAGUUUUGAUGCUAAAGCUUUUCAUCCAAAACUUGCCAAUAGUGGGAAUGAUGAUUGUGAGCUAGAAUCUAUAAGGAAAGCAAAACGUGGCCAAGCAACUGAACAGCUUGUGGAAAUUCCUAUUGAUCAUCAAAUUUAUGAUCUGAUUGAAAGUGAGGGGUCCAAAGGAUUGACUGUCACAGAGAUGUGGAAAAGGCUUGGGCUUAAUUAUAAGAGGAAUUAUUACCGACUUACCAAUAUGGUCUCAAGGUUUGGUUUACACUUACAAGCAGAAAGUCACAAAAGAUCAAUGCAUUAUCGUGUGUGGACAUCAAACAAUCUUAAUUCCUAUGAGAAUGACUGUCCAGCCAACAGCAAACAAAAUGUCUCAGAAGAAGCACAUGGAUCUGAACUUGCUCUUGUUGAUGGGGAAGAAAGGCUAAUUAGUGGUUCAUACAAUCCCAUUUCAGAAACACAUUUCAAUUCUACGAGGAAAAGUCAUAAACAAGAAGAAGCCGUUUCUCAGUGUGGAAGGUUGAAAAUAAAAAUAAAACAGAGAAAAUCAGAAUUACAAAAAGGAGGUUGUAACCUUUCUGAUAAUUGUCAAGCAUUAGUCUGUGCUGAGACCACCAUAAAACAGUUAGAUCCUGAUGGCCACAUGUAUGGAGGAGAAGAGAACAUUUUCCCAAAAACUUCAAGGACACAAAAUUUGCAAUUUGAUGAAAAAGUUCAUAUGGCUCAACCUAUUAAUUCUACCACUCCAAUGCUGCGAGCAGGUCAAAGAUAUCCCUGUCUUACAGUAACAACUGUGAGUGCUCAAAGAGAACAACGAAUACUGGAGAGAUUACAUGUGGAAAAGUUUAUUUUAAGGGUUGAGCUAUACAGGUGGCUUGAAGAUCUUGAAAAAGGAAAAAGUACAACUAUGGACAGGAAGACAUUGACACGUGCUCUACAAAGACUUCAAAAUGAGGGUCACUGUAAGUCUAUAUUAGUUAGUGUACCUGUUGUAACCAACUGUGGCCGGAGUCGAACAACUGAAGUGGUCUUGCAUCCAUCUGUUGAAGUAGGACCAGAACUUAUGGGGCAAAUUCAUGAAAAAUUAAGAAAUUUUGAAAUGCAAAGUCGUGGACAGGGAUUAGCUAGGUCUAAGAAUGAUGAUUCUGUACCUAUUCUAAGUGGAAUAAAGAGGACAUCUCACUCUGAACCUUCAGAUUUUCAAUCAGUUAGAGCAGAGUCCAUGCGUGCCAAUGGUUUUAUUCCUGCAAAGAUGGUUCGUAUUAAACUGUUACAUCAAUAUUUGUGGUCUUAUGUGAGCAGUUUACCAGACUGGGAUGCUGCAUUAUCUUCUGGCAAACAUGGAUAUGAUGUCAAGAAUCCAAAUAGCACAUGUAAAUUAUUUUCUUUGGAUGGUGCCAUUAAAGCAAUGCCACUGGAAUUGUUUAUGCAAGUAAUUGGAUCUGUGAAGAAAAUUGGAGAUUUGGCCGAAAAUUGCAGGCUUGGACUUUGCUUAUGUGACCUCCCUGAGGAGGAAUUUAAAUCUCUUAUGGAUACACAUGCAACUGGACGUCUCUCUUGGCUCAUUGAUGUGAUAAGGCGAUUAAAGUUGCUUCGGCUUGUGAUGGUCAAGGGACAUGAGGAAGACGAUGGCGAUGCAGUCCCCCAGGCUGUUCUAACAUAUGCUAUGGAACUCAAACCUUACAUUGAAGAGCCUGUACCUCGUGCGGUUCCGUCAUUGACUGCGAAUGUCUUCGACCUUAGACCAAGGGUGCGACAUGACUUUGUCCUCUCCAGCAGGGAUGCAUUGGAUGCAUACUGGAAAACUCUCGAAUAUUGCUUUUGCGCUGCAGAUCCAACUAUUGCAGCUCGUGCUUUUCCUGGAUCUAGUGUACCUGAGAUUUUCUUACAGCGUUCUUGGACAUCAGUUCGGGUUAUGACCGUUGAUCAGCGAACAGAGUUGCUGAAGCGUGUUGCAAAUGAUGAUCUUGAGAAGCGCAUGUCAUUCAAGGAAUGUGUUAAGAUUUCCAAGGAUCUAAAUCUUACUUUGGAACAGGUGCUCAGGGUAUCUUAUGAGAAGAACAGAAAAGCUCGUCUUGUGGCAUUGCAGAGAGAAGCUAUGAAUCCUUCUGAUCUAGAUGAUAAAAUGCAAAUACGCAUUAAAACUCAGCGACAUAGUCCAAAGAGAAAGAGGUCUUCUCUAGAGGAGUUUUCAGAAUAUGAAAACCUAGAUAUCCAAUUUAAAAGGCCAUCUCUUCAGAGGGAAAGUCACCCUUAUGAAGGAACUGACAAAAAAGGUGACCUCUAUGAUGGUACUCAUGUUGACGAAGGGCAUAAUGAACACAAAAAAGAACUCUGUGAAGGCAAUGAUGGAGGUGGGGAAGAUCAAGAUGAUCUUGAUGAUGAAGAUGCUAAUGAUGACAUAUUUAUUAAUCACAUAAGUUCUCUGUCUAGGCUGAAGCCUACACGGAAGAGACGUUUUCCCUGGACCGAUAGUUUAGAAAGGUCAUUGAUUACUAGCUAUGCAAGAUACAGAACACCACUUGGGGCUCGAUUUCAUCGAGUUGAUUGGGUUUCAGUACCUGGUUUGCCUGCUCCCCCAGAAACUUGCCGAAGAAGAAUUGCUUCUUUCAAACAUGAGCCGACUGUGAGGAAAGCACUAAUGCAUCUCUGUAAUUUGCUUACUGCACGAUAUUCUAAGCAUCUCCAACAAAUGGAUGGAGAUCUAAUUGUAGAUGAUGCUGAUAUAGGAAAUUUAGAAGGCCCCAGCCAACUCUACCCAUUGUGGGAUGAUUUUGAAGAACCAAGCAUUGCAGCUGCAGUUGAUGAGGUUAUGAGAUGCAAAUGCAUGGCCAAGCUAAGUGCAGUUAAAAAGAAUGGAGUCUCUUCCACAUUUGUGGCAAAUUGGUCCGAGUCUACUCCAUCUGAUAAAUUUACCUCCAAUGAUUCUGUGAAUAAUGGUUCGGGUCCAGCUUAUGUCAGUGAAUACCCAUAUUCUUCUUCAGAGCAUGCCUCUAAAGUAUCCUCUUCAUCUACAUGUGCUUUAGCAGACUUUGGUGUUCCCACUUCUGCUAGCUCAAUGAGUUGUGUUGUGGUGUCUGGCUCUGCUGAUACUAAUCCAUCUGGUCGGAUAAAUAUUGGAGGAGGCAGAACAAGGACAAAUCGUCGUCGCUUGCCAAAGAAAGUUCAGAAGUUAUUGGAGAAUGAGGAUUUCAGUACUGAAAAGCUAGUGCACAAGUCUGUUGCAGUGGCAAAUGCUGUUGAACUCAUCAAGCUUGUUUUCCUCAAUUCCUCAACAAACACUGAGGUUCCCCAAGUGUUAGUGAAUACUCUUCGCCAGUAUAGUGAAUUUGAUGUCUUUGCGGCCUUCAAUUUUCUCAGAGCACAUGGGCUUGUGGUUGUAGGUCAUGGUGUUCAGCCGUUUGUGCUUUCUCCCAAGUUUUUUCAUAAUGCAUCUGCAUCUCCCUUUCCUAUUGGUACAGGGGAAAAAGCUUCCAAGUUUGCAAAAUGGUUAACUAGGGUUCAAAAAGAGCUUGAAGAGGAUUGGAUAAGCCUUCCUUCUGAACUGAACUGUGGUGAUCUUUUUCAUCUUUUUGGUCUAGUAUCUUCUGGAGACAUCCUUAUUGCACCUAAUCUGCCUAAUGAAGGGAUCGGGGAUGCUGAUGAUCCCAGGGGCUUGAAGCGUAAGAUUGAUAAAGAGAAAGUCAAUCGAGACCCGCAGUCUGCAAAACGAAAGCUCCCGUGGCCAAGAGAAGGGGAACUUUGUACACGUCGGGAAAGGGGGUUUCCUGGGAUUCAAGUGAAUGUGCAUCGGGCAACAAUUCCCAUGGCUGAAAUUUUCACUAGGGACGUGAAUGAUAAGAACCAGCUGGAAGAUGAUGCAGUUGGAUGUUCUGGUCAAUCUGAUUUAGAUGCUGAUUUGAGUUCAGUCACUGUAAAUCGUGACCUUUUUCCAAACUAUAAUUGUGAUCAUCUAGAAGGCCCAAACACACAGAGCAUAGAAUCUCACAAACAUCUAUUGGAAGCUCUGGUUAGUUUUGCAGAGGAGAUUUUCUCUUUGAGAACAAUGCAGGAAGAACCUUCCUUUUUUCAACCCCAGUGGUUUGAGUCAGCUUUGGAUGCCAUUGAGAAGGCUGGUGAUGAAGGGUUGAGUUUGGAACAAGUCGCACAUUCUAUUGGAUUAGAUGAACAUCAUAUGGUACAGACAGAUGCAAUUGUCGAGGCACUGCAGUCCUUCAACCAAGUUAUAAAGGUCAAUGCAUUUGAUCAUGUCCGUGCCUUUACACAUCCUCAUGGUUCAAAGUAUUCUCUUCUUGUGUUCCCUGAAAAUCAUGAAGAUACUAAGACAGCUGAUGCCAGACAUCACAAAGCAGUAACAGGCAUACUGAAGACAACCCAGGAUAUCCAAAAGAUGUAUACACAAGAAAAUGAGGGAUUUUGUAGACCUUCUAUUAUUCCCUCCAUUAGCUUAGGUCGACAUAAGGACAGGAGUGUAACUGUGGGUGAUGGACAUCUAGUAACGAUACUAGAAAUGCCAGAAAUGGACAAGACAGAUCCAGCCAUCUGUAAGCAAUGUGAUCCUCUGGGAGUAGUGUCUACUGGAAAUACAGAGAAAAAUGAGGAACAGCUAGAAACUGUUUCAAAUUGUCCUGCUGUUCAAAAUUUUAACUUGGAGCAGGAGACAACACAAAGCGAACAGGAUUUGCCUGUAAAUGCUCAAAGCCAGUUUCUACCUAUCUUGCCUUGGCUAGGAGCAGAUGGCGAAACGAAUACAGUUAUGCUGAAAGCAUUAACACGGCGAGCCUUGGGCAUUGUUAUGCAACAUCCUGGAAUUUUGGAGGAUGAUCUUAUUAAGCAAUUGGACAUUUUGAAUCCACAGAGUGCCAGAAAGUUGCUACAGUUACUUGAGUUGGAUAACCAUCUUCAUCUGAGGGAAAUGUGCGAGUCAAAGAGAACUCCACCGAACAUAUUGAAAAGUCUAAUUGGACCAAAUUUUAAGAAGCGAAAACAAGUAUGGAGAAAACAUUACUAUGCCAAUCCAAUGAGUACGGCAAUCUUAUAAUAUGUAGCCUCGGGAGGCUCUUCUCAAUUCCCUGCCUUAAAGGUUAACCUUCUCUUAGGUGGAGAUAAUUUUUAACUGGAGGGUAGUCGUUUGUCUGUUUAUGAAUUUCAGCAAGCAAUAUGCUAUCAACACUUGAGUACGAAGAUAGAAGUUGUCUUGAAUGCUCUUGAUGGAUUCACGCAAACAACUACCAUAUGACUAAUGCGAAAAUAGCUUUCACUUGAAGCAUUUGGGCUACAUUUUAUGUAAUUGAAUGCAGUCUGCACCUUUAUUGGCCCUAAUCAUAUUUGUAAACAAAGGCACACUUAAUGCUCAUUCACUCUAUGGAGGGAGAUCUAGCUUCCUCUUGGAACUGUGAUUGUCUUUGGGCUGGCUGGCCUUAUGCAUAUAACAUAUUUUUAGAAGAGAAAUUCAACAGUUGGAGCUGCCAUGUGUUUUACUUCCAUGUGCUACUCUUGGAUCGGUUGAAUAUUUUGCUUCUAUGUACCUUAUUGUUCAGAAAUUAUGAUUCUUUUCAUAUUUGAGGGAACCAAUGGUGGAAAGCUAACAAUGAUGUCAAGAUUGAUCUGAGAGGAUUCUUACGAGCUCUGUUAUUUGAGAGAUGAGUUCAGCAUGUAUAUAAUCACAGCAUGAUUAUAUCUGGUGUAUAAUCACAGCAAAAUGAAGGUGCCAUUUUUUGUAUUUUUAAA
Molecule: messenger RNA, 6819 nt
Organism: Cryptomeria japonica (Japanese cedar)
Lineage: Eukaryota; Viridiplantae; Streptophyta; Pinopsida; Cupressales; Cupressaceae
Exons: 17
Coding region: 146-6130 (1994 amino acids)
Biological process (GO): 5S class rRNA transcription by RNA polymerase III; transcription initiation at RNA polymerase III promoter
Cellular component (GO): transcription factor TFIIIC complex
Molecular function (GO): DNA binding
Source: RefSeq, a predicted model, not a curated record